ACACAUGAUAGGGCAGGACUUACCCUGUAACCACUUUCGUUUCUCUGAAAGCAGCUUGCUAUCCACAGUAGACGAAACUAGUUCCACAAACUGUGACAAACCAAGUGGAAGAUGACUGCGGAGGUCUCUAAAUUCGUGGUCCAGACCCUCUGUGACAACCACGGCAGUGUGGACUUUCAAAGCCUCAUAGCCAUUCUGGGACAGAGGUUUACUGUGGCGACCUCGAUCCUUCGCCAAGUUCUUUCCGAAGAUGGUAAAGUAGCAGUGAUUCCAGGCGUCCUUGCUGUCGGCCAGGGUCAAUUAUUCAGCCAGGACAGCUUGAUAGUGGCCAAAACUGCCCUACGACUUUGUCAGAAGAAACCUGGCGAGUGUACGCAAUGCCACAAUUUGCACCUGUGCAAAUUUUACGUUUUGGGGAGCUGCGCGUUUGGGUUCAAGUGUAAACUUCCACACACGGUGACUUGCCUACACAAUGCCGAACUGUUGAAGAAACUUGACCUCCAAUUCCUGUCAGAAAAACAGCUGUUUCGACUCUUACUGCAAAAUGAUCCCUUCCUGCUUCCUGAGAUAUGCGCACACUACAAUAUGGGCGAGGGCCAGCACGGUUUGUGCAAGUUUGCUUCAACGUGCUCGAAGCUUCACAUCUGCCUGUCCCAUUUCACCACGGGAGUCUGUAACCAAGGCUCUUCCUGUUCAAGAAUCCAUAAUGUUGACGUGAAGUCACACAAAAGCUUUGAAAAAUUUACUCAGGAGAUGGUUAAGGAACUUCCAAAAGUCUACAAAAAUAAAUGUGCCAUCUCAAAUCAACAUAACAAUACGGCUAGCGCUGCACCUGGGGGUAAAGGGGUUUUGAGAGGUCCUGCUCAGCACCCUUCAAGCAGAAAAGUCGCUCCGUCUGCAGGUCCAACCAAACCCGCGAGAGAUACCAACGAAAAGGACAUCUGCCUCUUUUUCAUCUCCAAACGCUGCAGAUAUACUGCAGAGCAGUGUGUCUACGACCAUUGGCACUUACCUUACAGAUGGCAGGUAUUAGACUGCGAUGGUGUGACCUGGAACGACUUCACCAAUAUGGAGGAGAUUGAGAAGGCCUACUGUGACCCGACACAAAAUUCAAGCUGCAUGGACCAGUCAAGGUUUUUUUUAUGCUCCCCGCAUGUGGACACACAGGUAGUUAACUUCCUGACGAUGACAUGUAAAGGCUCUAAAGUGCGUCGCCUGUCGACAGCCUCCUCUGUCUCGAAGCCCCCUCACUUUAACCUGACGACACAGUGGCUCUGGUACUGGCAGGACGAGACUGGUAAAUGGAAUGAGUAUGGCCAGAGCAACGGCAACACACCGGCAUCCAUCACUUCUGAGUCUCUGGAGAACAUGUACUUAGGGGACCAAACGCUACAGAUUCCUUUCUCUGCUGGCAAACAACAGUAUGUGAUCCACUUUAGCGGUUAUGAAGCAGGAACCCAGCGGAUGUAUCAGCAAAACUUGAAAUUUUCAACCAAGCGGGAGGUCAGGAGGAGGCCUCGCUUUGUCUCAGCUGCUGAUGUGGAUGUCAAGCGGCAGAGCUCCAGUUCCCUCAAAGCAGAAUGCCCCGCACACUGGGAUGAGAAAGCCGUGCCUGACAUCGGAUUCAAGCUCGUGCCUCUUCCCAUACAUACAGAGUAUCAAAGGAUUGAAAAGUUGUUCAAGGCAACAAUGUCAAAGAGUACCAUCAAGAGCAUCAGGAGGGUUCAGAAUCCUUUUCUGUGGACAGCCUUUCAGUGUCAGAAAGAGCAGAUGAAGAAGAGGAACGGAGGCAAUCCCGUCAGUGAGAAGUACUUGUUCCACGGGACAGAUGGGACCCUGAUUGAAUCCAUUUGUGAGCAAAAUUUUGACUGGAGGAUUUGUGGCGUCCACGGCACCGCUUUUGGCAGAGGAAGCUACUUUGCCGAAGAUGCCUCGUACUCAAAUCGCUACGCCAAAACCAAGAGCGGCGUGGACCGGUGUAUGUUUGCGGCUCGGGUCCUGGUAGGCGACUACACCCAGGGGCGCCAAACACAUGUUCGCCCCCCAACCAAAGGAAACACCACAACCCUUUAUGAUAGUUGUGUUGAUAACGAGGCCAACCCAAAGAUCUUUGUUAUCUUCGAAAAACCUCAGAUUUAUCCCGAGUACAUCAUUGACUACACUGAGUAAAAAGAGCAUGUUAGUAGUUUCGAAAGGUCGUCUUUCUUCCUCGACUUGGCAAAUAAUGAAAGGUUCUAAUGUGUUUUCAUUUCGAUCUUAGAAUACAACGAGUAUGCCGGGUUGUGACCUAACUGGGUGUCGGAACCUACAUUAAUGGUAAAAAAAACAACUGCAAAUUCAAAUAAAGAGACGCACUUUAUGUCAGGUAACUCAUCUGACAAAACAUUACUGCAGGAUAAACUGCAAAAUGUACUGUAUAUUACCCAGUUUUACGCAAAAUUCCAAAUUUGGAAAUUUAUUGGUUCCACCCGACAGGAACUGGAAUUACAAAUUGAAUUAAAGUCAGUGCUUUUCAGAAAUAAUACCUCUAGCCUAGUUUGGCCUAAAUAGUAAAACUACUUUUACAAACAGUAAAGUGAAACACAAAUUAUCUCCAUGUUCAAUACUUAAUGUAAAGCAUUCCGGAAAUUAAGUAUUUUUCCACCAUUUUUUGGAUUCUGAAACUUUAACAAUAUUCAUGACUUUUAGUGAUAUGCCCACAACAUUGGCAAACAAUGCCUGCUAAUUGUUGGCAUUCUAGCAAAAUAACGCAAAGAAUAAUAAUGACUUUAAUUUUAUAAUCCCAAAUUGACAAAAAUGCCAAAACUUAGCAUACUAACAGUUCGCAUGAUAAGUGUGAAAGUAAAUCACUCAUCAUUUUACGUAAUUUGAAAGUAACGCUAUCCGUGACUUUUAGUUCUAUACCUACGAAAUUUGCUAAAUGCAUGCUAACUGUUGGCAUUCUUGCAAGAUAACGGCAAUUACAAUAUACAUGACUUUUAGUUGUAUAUCUCCAAAAUGGGCUAAAAUUCGAACACUUAGAAUGCUAACAGUUACGAGCAAGAUAACACCAAGUAACAAUAUCCACAACCUUUAGUUUUAUAUCUACAUUAGUUCAAAUGCCAACAUUUAGCAUGUUAACAGUUAGCAUGCUAGCAUAAAUAAUGCCAAGUAACAAUAUACAUUCAUUCAUCCAUCCACUUUCUACCACUUGUCCUUUAAUAUUAUAUACACCAUACUAAAUUGGCUAAAUGUCAACACUGAGUAUGCUAACAGUCGGCAAAAUAACAUCUAACAAUAUAUUUGACUUUUAGUUUUAAUAACUAAAAAACUGUUUAAACUGCUAACAGUUCAUUUGUUACUAUGCUAACUUUUAAGAUGUUAACUGUUGGCCUUCUAUCAAGCUAAUGCCAAGUAAAACAUAUCAAUGACUUUUAGUUUUUUUAUUACUUAGAAAAUUGUAUAACAUGCUAACAUUUAACAUGAUAGCAUUUUAACGGUUAGCAGCUAACAGUUAAAAUGAUAGCAUCUUAACUGUUAGCAUGGUAGUGCUAAGUACUAGCAAGAUAACACCAAGUAGCAAUAUCCAUCACCUUUUAGUUUUAUAUCUACUACAUGAAGUUAAAAUGCCAACAUUUAGCAUGUUAACAGUUAGCAUGUUAGCAAAAAGAAUGCCAAGUAACAAUAUACGUAGACUUUAAUAUUAUAUACAACAUACUACAUUGGGUAAAUGUCAACACUGAGUAUGCUAAUCAUUAGAAAAUAACAUCUAACAAUAUAUUUUACUUAAUUUUGAUAUCUAAAAAACUGUCUAAACUGCGAACAGUUAAUUUGGGCCUUCUAUCAAGCUAAUGCCAAGUAAAACCUAUCGAUUACUUUUAGGUUGUUUUUUUUUACUUCGAAAAUUGUAUAACAUGCUAACAUGAUAGCAUCUUAACUGUUAGCAUGGUAGCAUUUAGUACAAAUAGUGCCAUAGGUGCUGAUUGAGUUGAGCUUUUUGACUUUGAAACAGUUGAAUUUUGUGGGAAUAGUUGAUUCUGGAAUACCCCGAAAUGAUCAAUUAAAAUUUUAAAUUCUACUUACUUCAAUUUCAAAUUGCAAUUCUACUUCCCUGCGAUGAGGUGGCGACUUGUCCAGGGUGUACCCUGCCUUGUGGGGCUGUAUGGCUCGAUUGGUAGAGUGGCCAUGCCAGCAACUUGAGGGUUCCAGGUUCGAUACCCGCUUCCGCCAUCCAAGCCACUGCCGUUGUGUCCUUGGGCAAGACACUUUACCCACCUGCUCCCAGUGUCACCCACUCUGGUUUAAAUGUAACUUAGAUAUUGGGUUUCACUAUGUAAAAGCGCUUUGAGUCACUAGAGAAAAAGCGCUAUAUAAAUAUAAUUCACUUCACUUCACUUCCGCCCGAAUGCAGCUGAGACAGGACAAGUGGUAGCAAAUGGAUGGAUGGAUGGAAUUCUACUUCCUGUUUUCAACCUCAAUUUGAAUUUAUGGGAUGGAAUUGGAAAUUAGGAUUUAAGUACAGAUUUUUGUCACUGGUUAGAACUAGAGAUGUCCGAUAAUAUCGGCCUGCCGAUAUUAUCGGCCGAUAAAUGCGUUAAAAUGCAAUAUCGGUAAUUAUUGGUAUCGGGUUUUUUUAUUGUCGGUAUCGUUUUUUAUUUUUUUUAUUUUUAUUUUUUUAUUAAAUCAACAUAAAAACACAAGAUACACUUACAAUUAGUGCACCAACCCAAAAAACCUCCCUCCCCCAUUCACACUCAUUCACACAAAAGGGUUGUUUCUUUCUGUUAUUAAUAUUCUGGUUCCUACAUUAUAUAUCAAUACAGUCUGCAAGGGAUACAGUCCGUAAGCACACAUGAUUGUGCGUGCUGCUGGUCCACUAAUAGUACUCACCUUUAACAGUUAAUUUGACUAAUUUUCAUUAAUUACUAGUUUCUAUGUAACUGUUUUUAUGUUGUUUUACUUUCUUUUUUAUUCAAAAAAAUGUUUUAAAUUUAUUUAUCUUAUUUCAUUUUAUUAUUUAUUUUUUAAAAGUACCUUAUCUUCACCAUACCUGGUUGUCCAAAUUAGGCAUAAUAAUGUGUUAAUUCCACGACUGUAUAUAUCGGUAUCGGUAAUUAAAGAGUUGGACAAUAUCGGAAUAUCGGAUAUCGGCAAAAAGCCAUUAUCGGACAUCCCUAGUUAGAACCCAGCAGUGAAGCAGGAUGUAGCCAUGAGUCGGAACCUGCUAUCAGAUAUAUGUUAGCAUCUGCUGUCACGUUGAAAAACAUGCUGGACAGUGACAAUUGCUUUCAACACAACAAGCCGGGAAAAGCAUCACAUCUCAGAUGUUUGCAUGUGACACUCUGGUCCUGGAAUUGCACAAUAAAAAAAAAAAGUUUUUUUAAA
This is a messenger RNA of Nerophis lumbriciformis (worm pipefish), 5364 nucleotides long. It is a transcript of the gene parp12a, whose product is annotated as poly (ADP-ribose) polymerase family, member 12a. Lineage: Eukaryota; Metazoa; Chordata; Actinopteri; Syngnathiformes; Syngnathidae. Gene Ontology annotation, molecular function: metal ion binding; NAD+ poly-ADP-ribosyltransferase activity. The record is from RefSeq and is a predicted model, not a curated record. Gene Ontology annotation, cellular component: nucleus.